AUGGUAAAAGGUGGAAAAAAACCUUCUUCAAUGAGCAAUGGUGGACAAUGGUUUGCUCACACAGUUUUACCAGCGAGUAAAGGAGAGGAGAGGCGAGACCGCAGGACUUGUACAAGCACCGGGAUCAUGCUUUGUCAGGUUGAAUCCUCGUUGCCUCAGGCUUUGAGCUUUGAACGCCAUCCUAAAUGGAAAAGUCAACAGGAAUCCAGGGAGUAUCCACUCUCAGACCAUGACAACAAGCAUUCCUUAAAAGAUAACAUUGCUGUCUUCACUCAUGGUGUAGGACUGAGAAAGUGUCCUGUCGAACGCAAGCAGCAAAUCUCUCACUUCAGCCUCUGCCCCGAUGGAGCUGACAGAGACACGUCAGAGACUGGAGGGAACGUCUCAGCCUACCAGACAGACUUCAAGGUGAAGCCGACGGCUGCUUUUUCAGCGGGCUACAGCCGGUUCACCCGCAACCACAAGCAGAAGGCUGCAGAGGCAGCUUCAGCACGGGCAGGGCAGCGCUUCCUGUGGUUUGGACGACAUGACCUGGAAGAGACCCCACAGAAGCAGUCGGCCCUCAGUUCCUCAGCAAUGUCUUUGUUCAGUCUGGUGCAGCCUGAGGCACUAGAUGGUGUCGCCGAGGCGGUCAGGUGACCGCUGUUGGAUGGUUCAGCUGUUAAAUACAAACUCAAUUAUUUGUAGAAUAACAAAGAGCAAAUCAGGUGUGACAGGCCUAUGAAUAAUUGAAUGUGUGCAUGUUAAUCAUAAAAAUGUCUGUCGUGAUUUAAAUGUUGUUAUGUGAUUGUGUGAGAUGGACAGACUACUAUGUGAAUUACUUUAAAAGUAUAAAAGGUUCAUAGGUGCUGACAUCAGCAACUCUGCGACUUGUGUACCAACAUUUUAGGCAACUAUCUGAGUUGUUUUCCUGAGUCGAGAUGGCAUACAGAUGCAUUUCUUCCAGUCACGAACAAAUUUUUCUGAUUAUUAACACCACACGAGUGCACCAUCAGUCUCGUAAUCAAUCAUGGAUGGGUUUUCCAGUGUCACAUGCAAUGAACCAAUCAGAGUGCCAUUUCCCCAUCCC
Molecule: messenger RNA, 1069 nt
Organism: Pleuronectes platessa (European plaice)
Lineage: Eukaryota; Metazoa; Chordata; Actinopteri; Pleuronectiformes; Pleuronectidae
Gene: tex36
Product: testis expressed 36
Exons: 4
Coding region: 1-639 (212 amino acids)
Source: RefSeq, a predicted model, not a curated record